AUGACAACAAUACAGAUAUCGUCCAAACGUGGUAUUGAUAUUGCAAAUAUUGAUUGUGUUAUUCUUUAUGAUUUACCAAAAAAUAUUCGUACAUAUGCACAUCGUAUUGGUCGUACAGCACGUGCUGGUAAACAUGGUCGAUCAAUAACAAUUGUUGAAAAAGAACGUUUAACAAUGUUUCGUGCAACAAUAAAAACUUAUCGACGAAAUAAACUUAAACAUAUGAAUAUAACAAAAGAAGAUUUUUCAUAUAUGUUAAAUGAUUAUCAAAAAGCAUUAGAAAUAUUUUCUAGUAAAGAACAAAAGAAAAAAUUAAAAAAAAAUAAAUAA
Rotaria sp. Silwood2 is the source of this 330-nucleotide messenger RNA. The record is from the annotation of a GenBank genome assembly. NCBI's taxonomy places the organism in Eukaryota, Metazoa, Rotifera, Eurotatoria, Philodinida, Philodinidae.